AAGAGCUAGAAGCAGCUGAAGUGGGCGCCUCUACUCCUGAUGCACUUGUUGAAUUUUGUUGUUCUGGUAAGACUGAAACCAGUGAUACCAAUGUACUGACCAUUCUGCCUGCUGCUUGUUUGCUGCAACUGAGCAGAGUUAAGCUUAUGGAGCAUGUACGACUCCCGCUUUGUCGCCCAAAAUUCCUCGUUCACACUGUUAGUAAAGAUGCGGUGGUGAUGGCGAACGCUGCCUGCCGAAAUCUCGUUGAUGAAGCAAGGAACUAUCUACUUUUACAAUUACCUGCACCUGGACGACCAAGUAUGCAAGGACCGCGCACUCGACCGCGGAAAUCGUUCAAACGCACUGAAGUUUUAUACGUUGUAGGAGGAUAUAGUGGGAGGACAAUCGUUUCUGUGGAAUGCCUAGAUCCUGGAGGAGCGAAUGCUAUGUGGAAGCGUGUUCCUUCGAUGAGUAGAGGAUGGUUUGGAAGUGGUGUCGCUGUUCUCAACAAUUUGCUCUAUGCCAUUUGUAAACGCUGCGGUCAUCCUCCUUUCGGUUUGCAAUACAUUGAGAGAUUUGACCCUGCUGCAAUGCGUUGGUCCGGUGAACUCGAACGACCCUCCAGCAGUCGAGAAGUGUAUGCACUGGCAGCGCUCGACGGUUUUCUUUAUGCAGUUGGUGGUCUUGACGAUAUCGACAGUGUUAACGUCGUAGAACGCUAUGACAAUGAGCGGCACAGUUGGAUUCGUGCGGCACCUAUGAAUUCACGUCGAAGUGAACAUUCGGUCUGCGCUUCUAACGGAUGUUUGUACGCCAUUGGAGGAACUGAUGAAUCGGAUUUAAAAUCCGUGGAAA
Messenger RNA from Ostertagia ostertagi, 837 nucleotides. The record is from the annotation of a GenBank genome assembly. Lineage: Eukaryota; Metazoa; Nematoda; Chromadorea; Rhabditida; Trichostrongylidae.